AGGAAGCCAAAUUUUCUCUCAACAACAGCUCUGCUUUUGUGCAGUAGCUAUAACAGUCACCUGAACAGAAUCAGGAGAAGUCAGAGAAUAUCAGUUUUCCCUGAAGGCUUCUCUUCACCUCAAUGUCUUCCUGCAAUGCCCUGAGCAGAGUUAGAAAGUUUUUCUGUCUUGCAGAUGAUGACAGUAAUGGACGCAUAGAAGAUUGGCCUGGUCCUAACAAAUCAGGGCGGAAAGAAAGACGUGCUCAGAGAAAGACUUUAAAGCUUGGUGUAACUGGAGUGGAAGGGGAAAGGAUGAGUUCACCCACUGAUGCCAGCAUGGAAGAAAUCCCUCUGGAAGAUGAAGAUCAAGACAGCAUGGAAUACAAGGUUGUAUUGGCCUUUGCCCAACGGCGAUUGUCCGCCAGCAAAUAUGGGCAACUUCUGGAAAAGGGGGUAAAGACACAGAGAGGAUUGCCCCAAGACCAAGGAGAAAUGGAAAGUGUUCCUCAAGCUCAUAAGACCAAGAGAAGCCACAAGGUGUCCAUCAAGGACAAAAAGCCCACUACCCUAAAUAAAAAGCAAAGGACAAAAACAUCUACCUGGAAAUGCCGGCUUCUCCCUUCCUGUUUGAGAAGAGAGACAGAAGAGGGCCCCCAGCAGCCAUCUGCCAACCAAGAUGAUAUGAAUGGACUGACCUUACAUGCAGCAACAGCUGGUAGGAGUGCUGAUGCUUCUCUAGGGCCAGAAGCUAGGGCAGAGACCAUCAGCCGUGUUGCAGACAGACUUGUCAAGAUAGUUCAUUCCAAAUCACCAUCAGAUUCUUCGGGAGUGGCAUUCAGAACAUUAGUGCGUACUCCAAGCCUAGAAGAAGAUGGGAAUGACACUGAAAAAGAUGAAGAAAAGAUAAUAGAAGCAAUUGUUGAUUUGUUAAGAAAAUCCGGAGAUGAACUGGUGACAAAGUUGGAACAGGACAGGACUUUCCAUCAGUAUGUCAUGGAUAUGUUUUCCUAUGCCUUCUUCAGAAAAGUCACUGAUCAGUUCUUGGAGGAUAUCCCAAUGGAUUCUAUAAAAGAGGAUGAAGACAAAAUCCAAUACACCAAAGUUGCUUUUACACUGGAAGUCGCAACUAGACUUACAGCUGUGGACAACCAUCCUAUGAAUCUGGUCCUGGGGUUUGGAUCAAAGUACCUCAAAGAACAUUUUAGCCCUUGGAUUCAAAACCAUGGUGGAUGGGAAAAGGCUUUGGAAUUGUUGGAUGAGGAAGAAGUAGAAUAAAUUUGAUUCACACUUCGGAGCUUUGGCAGCUAACCCAACCUAAAAAUGAAUUGAGAGGGGGAAACUUUGACCUUCCUCAAACCUGGGGGUAGGAUUGUUCUUCAAGUCACAUGCUGCAGAAAUAUUCUCUAGUGCAUAUGGAAACAAGACUUGCUGCCUUUCUUGUGAUGAACAGAUACCUCACCAUACAGGAAAUGCAACAUUGUAGCUCUUGUUAAUGUGAAUUCUGGUGCGGUGUUUGGUUAGUGAGAAGACCCAUUUUCUUCAGACCUUUAGCUCUGUUCUCAAUGUCCACCCCCAGAGAGAUCAACUUGUAUGAGCAUUUCUAACUUAGCCUCUCUGUUAUAAUGUACUACCCCCCCAUGCAUAUAAUAUACAUUAUUCUCAUAAGCAUUAAUUUUGCUAAUACAAGACUCUCAAAAAGGCGAAGUUAAGGAAUGUUAAAACUGUCCUCUGACCAAUAAAGAAAACUAUUUGUUGUAACAUUUUAAAAGAGGCCACCUGCCAGGGAAACUGUUCCCAAUAUUGUUUGAUUUGUAGCCCAUUUGGCUGAUAUUUGUUUAAUUGAAAAAAGGAGGAAUUUAGAUCCUUAGGUGUAGUUAUAAAAUUUGGAUCUUUCUCUCCCUAGCACGUGACUCCAUCUGUAAAUGGUUACACUUGGUGAAAAGACUUGGGUGUCCUUUCACUGUGGUCAGGAGAAACAUUGGUAACCAUUAGAUGGAGGAAACAGUGUAUUAAAAAUUCAUCUGAAUGAAAUUGGACCGACUCUCAAUUCUUUGUUAAAUAUGUUGGUCUUUAAGAGUGAGUGAGGACUGAUAGGAGCCAAAACUAACUUUCUAAUUAACUUUGAAAUGAUGGUAUGUAACAAACACUGGCCAAUCAGGUUGUCUAAUGUGUAUCAAAUAGGGUACCUACAAUCGCUAGUCACUUUCCAUAAGUUAGGAUUCAUACCUACAUUUCCUAAUCCUAGUUUGAAAUGCUCUGAAAAUAUCCAGCCAUACUUCUGUCUCUCUUUUUGCCCCCUCUCAUGGCAUCUUCUGUAGAAGAACUUAGAUUGUGACAAUCCUGCUGUAUUACAAUGAGUGUCUAGUGCUACAAGCAGAGGCAAAGCUGCAUUGUAAAUGUAAAGGGGAAGCCAUAAUAGUUUCAAAUCAAGAUACACCCUUUCACAAAGCCAGAUCCUCAACUGGCAUGGCUGAGCCACAUCUACCUCAUCAUACCAGCUAAGGAUUUGGUUCGCAGUAUUAAACUAUUGAAACUUCCUGUUUCUGUGCUAUGUCUGACUGGCUGAUAGAAUGGCAGUAAUUGUGUCUACCGAACACUGGUGUUGCAAAGUGAAUAAUUUUUUUGCACUAUUAACUCAGUUGAUUCAUGAAACAGGCUUAGUGAACCAGGCUUCAACACUAAAGCAAGAAGGUACAACUCCAUGGUAAAUGUCCUACACCUGUCUUUAAUCCACUGUAUGUUUUAGCUAAAGACCAGCUUUGUAGUACAUAAACUUCUGCAAGUUAGCUGGAUUCUGACUACUAGAAGCCAUAUUUUAUUUUAUUUUACUUUAUGUUUUCCUGGUUUCAGUAGCCAUUAGUUGGUGAAUAGGGUAUGGACCUUUUGUUGUGUGCUUUAUUGCUUCAAGGUAACCAUCAGGCCUACCUACAAAUCUGCCUCUUUUUUCUUUAGUUUGGUGCUACUUCUGGAUUAGUUUCUCAGUGGGAAAACAAGGUCAUAGAAAGAAAAGCACAGAGCUUGGAUGGAACACUUAAAACUUAGCCAUCUAAAACAAUAUUCAGCUGUAUUUUUAUUUUUGCACUGUGCUGCUGAGCUGGGAUGAGGGACUUUCUUUGGUAGCAUUAGGGUCCAAUAUGGAAAACCAUCCAAGUGAACUGUUUCUUAUUUAAAUGUUCUUCCAUUUGCCAUCCACAUCACUUCAUCUUGAAGUGCAACCUGCUCCUUUUUAUCUCAGGAAUGCGUGGUAACCUUCUUAUGCUGAGGAUGAUAGCUUUGAUCCACUGGAAGAAUAGCAUGUAAAGUUGUACACUGAUGCCACUGAAACUUGAUAUUGCUAUUGCCUAGAAUUAAUUGACCAAAUCCUUUUGGAUUGGCGGUCCAGUCUGUUAUCUGUAUCAAAUAAAACAGCACAAUAAAACUA
This is a messenger RNA of Alligator sinensis (Chinese alligator), 3402 nucleotides long. It is a transcript of the gene BCL2L14, whose product is annotated as BCL2 like 14. Gene Ontology annotation, biological process: regulation of apoptotic process. The transcript has 7 exons. Bases 123 to 1256 code for a protein of 377 amino acids. NCBI's taxonomy places the organism in Eukaryota, Metazoa, Chordata, Crocodylia, Alligatoridae. The record is from RefSeq and is a predicted model, not a curated record.